CCGCCCCGCCCGCGACAGACAGACAAACAAUCGAAAACCCUCACUGUUACGACAUCUCUCCGACUGUCUGGCCGUUUACGAUUGCGAUUGUAUGGACCCCGUUUGGUGUUGAGUGCUUUGGUGUAGUUUCUCGCGCCGCGAUGAUGGACAACCCCGGGAUGGACUCCGCCAGUGAGCACAGCAGCCACGCGUCGUCCGGCUCGCCCGCCGUAGCCAUCAAGCCGUCGCCGUCGCCUCCAAACAACAACAACAUCUCCUCCAACAACCACAAUCACAACCAGGUGCACAGCCCCAGGCAAGCCAGUCCGUUGGGACCGCCGAUGUCCAUAGGUCACCCCCUAAGCCCGCCACCGGUGUCGUCGGCCAGUCUGGCCCGCAGCAUGGCUCUAGGACACCUGCCGCCUCCAGGUCUUGGUCUCUUGAAUUCCCUGGGGGUUCUGCACAGUCCCUUGGAUUUGAUGGCUCAUCAUGCGCCUCCUCGUUCUUACAACAGUCCGCCGCCGAUUUCCACGUCCGAUCCCACAGCCAACGAGUGUAAAUUAGUCGAUUACCGCGGUCAGAAAGUGGCGGCCUUCAUCAUAGCCGGGGACACCAUGCUGUGUCUGCCCCAGGCCUUCGAGCUCUUCCUUAAGCACCUGGUUGGUGGUUUACACACGGUUUACACCAAACUAAAGCGUUUGGACAUUGUGCCCUUGGUUUGCAACGUUGAACAGGUCAGGAUCCUUAGAGGUCUUGGUGCCAUCCAACCGGGAGUGAACAGAUGCAAGCUGUUGUCCUGUAAGGACUUCGACACCCUCUACAAAGACUGCACUACAGCCAGUCGUAUUACUGUAAUGGAAUGCUGCAGGAAUCUGCAGAAUCAUCAAGUGGUCAUCAGAUCCUGCGCGCGGAGACGUGGCAUUAAAUCAGGCCUGGAAACACACAAAAUUGUAGACGCAAUCGAUAGAACAAACAGAGUAAUGGCGCACUCGCGCAAUAUUUAUGGACAAAUGGCCACUUAUUGGGAGGCUCGCGAAAAGGAACAAGAAGGCGGGAGAGUAACGAGCGCGCAAUUAAUACGAGAAGAAGAAGAAGAGGCCGGCACAAUAAGAUGUAAUCUCAUCGCACAAUGGAGGGCACCGUAA
Messenger RNA from Anoplophora glabripennis (Asian longhorned beetle), 1124 nucleotides. RefSeq lists its product as uncharacterized. The transcript has 3 exons. Bases 141 to 1124 code for a protein of 327 amino acids. The record is from RefSeq and is a predicted model, not a curated record. Lineage: Eukaryota; Metazoa; Arthropoda; Insecta; Coleoptera; Cerambycidae.